This is a messenger RNA of Chenopodium quinoa (quinoa), 1137 nucleotides long. RefSeq lists its product as uncharacterized. The transcript has 2 exons. The record is from RefSeq and is a predicted model, not a curated record. Bases 1 to 1137 code for a protein of 378 amino acids. Lineage: Eukaryota; Viridiplantae; Streptophyta; Magnoliopsida; Caryophyllales; Amaranthaceae.
AUGGUGACUUGUAUUUUCUCCUCUUCAAAUGUCAUCCUUUGUAAAAUUGUCGAACCUAAUGCUGAAAUCAAGUAUGUAGCUUUUGUUUACGGUGCCCCGUCUCUUGAAGAUAGGAAUUUAGUUUGGCUUGAUCUUUCCUUUAUUAUCCAAAAUUAUCCUAAAUGUCUUUUGCUUGGUGAUUUUAACCAAUUAGAAUUUUUAGAGGAUAAAUUGGGGGGAAACACUUCGAUAAGAGGAGUAGAUGAUUUUAUUGAUUGGAGAUUCAGUAAUGAAGUCAUUGAUGUUCCUUUUUCAGGUCCGAGGUUUACUGGGACUAAUAAUAGACUUGGGUCGGAUUUGAUUUUGGAAAGAUUGGAUAGAGGUUAUGAUACCCCGGACUGGUUUGAGGAAUUUCCUAAUGGACGUAUUGUCCAUGAACCUAUUCAGGUUUCUGAUCAUGCGGCUAUUCUCUAUGACACGGAUCCGAAUGUCAUUCUUUCCACUCGGCCGUAUCAACUUGAACUUUGGUGUUUGGGGUUUCCGGAAGUGAAAUCCAUCAUUGACACGGAAUGGAAGAGGGAGAUUUCCACUGAAUUACAUGCUCUUGGGGAAAAUGUCUCCUCCCUUAAUGAUGCUCGCACCUAUCUUGACCUUGUCAACUCUUUCAUCCCAAAGUGCAAACUGGAAUUCCAUUAUUGGCGACAACGAAUGAAAUGUGAUUGGAUAAAGGAAGGUGAUAUCCCGUCUAAGCGCCUUUUCAAUAAGGUUAAAUCAAGGAAAACAAAGAAUGAGAUUAUCACUCUUCGACGAGAAGAUAAUUUGUGGGUAGAGGGACAUUUUCAUGUGUCUAAUCUCAUUGUAAAUUCCUUGAAGGAUGUGUUCAAUCCAGUUAUUGAUCCUGCUCAAGAGGAUCACAUCGAUUUGCUUCUUAGGCAAAUUCAUUUCCCGUCUCUCUCUCCCUCUCAAAGUGACACUCUAAGCUUGCCUUUUUCGGAUGCAGAAAUCCGUGAGGCUAUUUUUGACUUAAAAGGUUCAAAUUCUCCAGGGCCUGAUGGUUGUAUAUUUGAAUUUUUUCAGUCAAAUUGGGAUACAGUUGGCUAUACAGUGACCAAGAGUGUUCAACACUUUUUUCCACGGGUUUUCUUCUUCAGGAAUUAA